Messenger RNA from Anopheles moucheti, 979 nucleotides. RefSeq lists its product as uncharacterized. The record is from RefSeq and is a predicted model, not a curated record. The transcript has 3 exons. The coding region runs from base 125 to 748 and encodes 207 amino acids. NCBI's taxonomy places the organism in Eukaryota, Metazoa, Arthropoda, Insecta, Diptera, Culicidae.
UUGCUUAUCAGUGGAAAAUAAUUAGCCUAGCGUGGAAUUCAAAUCUUUCUAUUUAUACUAUGGCACAAGCCGCUCUUGAUAACAGUUUGUAAACUUACACCGAAGAUCACACAUCAGAAUCGCCAUGAAACUGUGGUCAGUUGUAGCGAUUGUUGUGCUGGUUAAAGUGUUUGAUGUUGCGGCAUUGCACAGGAAUCCAUUCGAUGUGAUUAGAGGCUGUAAGCAGUACGACAAAGUGGGCUCCUACGACGCAGCUCUUACAUACUUCCCGACCACAAAUCUUCUCCAUGUUGGCCAUACAGAAAAUUCCGAAUACUUUAAAAUCGGUAUCCUGGGUCCGAACGAUGGACACAUUCGAUACGGGGACUCCUUGUUUCCGUACGAUAAGUACGUGAUAGAGAUUGUUUUGGGAGGAUGGGGAAAUACAAAAAGUGUUGCUCGACACCAGUAUCGUAAAGCCUCGAAUGAAAACAGCAAUAACCAGCUGGUCGAGGCCCAAACGCCGAACUUAUUAUCACUGUUCCAGCCCACUAUGUUCGUGCUGGAAGUUUUCCACAACGGCACGGUACAAGUUAGCAUUGACGGACAAGAUCAUCCUUUCCUGUCGUUCAACGAUAGUAAACGCACUCCCGCCAAUUAUAUGGCUUUCACCAAGUGGGACAAGGAUAUGGUUUAUUUCUACGAUUGUCCUCUCGAGGAUGCGAACGUUUUGUACAAUUCCUUGCUUCUAAACUGCACUGUGGUUUAGUAACCAUCCAGUAUAAAGUAACAUCAUUAUUAAAGGACGUUCCAACCGAAAAAUCAAUGUUUUGCAGUCACUAUUCAAGAGUAGCGUAGUAGUGUAUUUGGUAGCGGCGUAGAGAUGACUACUCCGCAGUAGAGAUUGACUACAUUUGUUGAGGGAUCAGUUAGUUCAUAGCACCAAAUGCAAAUGAAUAAAACAAGUAUAUAAUACCUUCAAAAUUCCAAUAAAAAAGUG